AUGCAUUCUUCGAAACAAACAAGUAUGUUAUGGCUUUGGUGGCGUCGGCAAUCAUUUUAUCUGCGAAGAAUAUCUGUGACGAAAACGAUAUUUCUAUUGUUGUGUGCUAUAUUUCUAUUGAGAAAAUUACCUAAUCCAUUUUCUUCGCAAUACUCACGAAUCUCAAUCAAUCAAGAUGUACAAUGGGAUAGUAUCAGUGAAAUAUUGACCAUGAAAAAAAAUAUGCUUCUUCAUGAUUCUCUACCACGUCAAGUUAAAGUCACAAAAAAAGGUACUGAAGAACCACAAUCAUCAUCGUCAUCUAUUCUUAUUCUUCUUUACACAAGUAUUUUUCUUCAAAAGAGAUAUUGCCAUGUAAAAUCCGAGAGUAUAUUUGGCCAAUCUUGUCCAUCAAAAGAUCGAUGCCAAUGGACAUGUGAUAAUAGACGAUUACGAGAAGCUGAUGCCAUCAUUUUCCAUGCUUAUGAUAUUCAAUUUUAUAAUGCUCCCGUACCAAAUCGCUCAGAAACAAAAAAAGGUUCUGUAUGGAUACUUUGGUCCGAUGAACCACCAUCAAUGGUUGAUUAUGGUCUACUUAAACCGUAUAAAUUUAAUUGGACAAUAAGUUAUAAAUCAAAUAGUGAAGUAUCCAUUGGAUCUUAUGGUUUAUUUAGUAAACGAGAUACGAGAUGGUCUGACGUUGAGUAUAAUCAAUGGAUUCAUGAACAAUUUGGAUAUCGACCUGAAGGCGCACUUUGGUUUGUAUCAAAUUGUAAUUCUAAAAAACGAUUAGAAUAUUAUAAUAGUUUAACUCGUCAAAAAUUAAUAUCAGUGGAGGGUUACGGUCGUUGUGUUGAUUAUUAUCCAAUGCACUUUUGUGGUGCCGGUACAGAAUGUGAACGUGAUUAUAUGUCGAAAUUUAAAUUCUAUCUUAGUUUUGAAUCAACAACAUGUCGAGAUUAUAUAACGGAAAAAUUUUUCAAAGCAUUCUAUCAUGGUCUUAUUCCUGUUGUUGUUGGACCUGAUCGAAUUGAUUAUAAUCGAUUGGCACCGAAUGGUUCAUUUAUACAUGUCAAUGAUUUUGGUAAAGAUAUGACAAGACUUGCUGAAUAUUUGCAAGAUGUUAGUUUGAAUUUGAAAUUAUUUUCAAAGUACCAUCAAUGGAGACAACAAUAUGAAAUUAUUAUUGACGGUAGAGCUUUAGAACGAGUUCGCAUGUGUGAACUAUGUGAGCGUUUAAGAACAAGACGUCGAGAUGAUAUGAUUUAUUAUGAAAAUAUUGAACAAUUUUAUUACGAAAAAUGUUAA
Messenger RNA from Rotaria socialis, 1287 nucleotides. NCBI's taxonomy places the organism in Eukaryota, Metazoa, Rotifera, Eurotatoria, Philodinida, Philodinidae. The record is from the annotation of a GenBank genome assembly.